UUGUUUUGUCUCUUUUUUCUUUAAAGACUAUUGGCAAAGAUGUAUUUGAUGUAUUAUUUAAACGACCAAGGAGAGCGUAUCUAUACUCUCAAGAAAACUGAUCCUAAGGGUAUGCCCACCAAGUCUGCUCAUCCUGCACGUUUCUCUCCCGAUGACAAGUUCUCUCGUCAACGUGUCACUAUUAAGAAGAGAUUCAAGAUUUUGCCUACUCAACUUCCUGCUCGUGCUCUUUAAUCAUUUCUAUACAUAUCGCAUUUUUUAUAUACAUUGUAAAUUAACAUUUAUUUGAACAGAAGGAGGAUGUAAUAAACAGACAAAAAAAAUAUAUAGACAC
Gilbertella persicaria is the source of this 334-nucleotide messenger RNA. RefSeq names its product H/ACA ribonucleoprotein complex subunit 3. Gene Ontology annotation, cellular component: box H/ACA telomerase RNP complex; box H/ACA snoRNP complex. Gene Ontology annotation, molecular function: box H/ACA snoRNA binding; telomerase RNA binding. Gene Ontology annotation, biological process: snRNA pseudouridine synthesis; positive regulation of telomerase RNA localization to Cajal body; rRNA pseudouridine synthesis. Bases 40 to 234 code for a protein of 64 amino acids. Lineage: Eukaryota; Fungi; Mucoromycota; Mucoromycetes; Mucorales; Choanephoraceae. The record is from RefSeq and is a predicted model, not a curated record. The transcript is spliced from 2 exons.